Molecule: messenger RNA, 207 nt
Organism: Clunio marinus
Lineage: Eukaryota; Metazoa; Arthropoda; Insecta; Diptera; Chironomidae
Source: the annotation of a GenBank genome assembly
AUGUUCUUUAAUCGAAAAGGAAAUCUUUGGGAAAAUGUUCUCACAAAUCUUCAAAAAGAGCGCAAAUCGAUCACGGUUGGAUUGUGUAAAAUUUGCAACAACAUCCAUCAAUUGAAGUGGAGCGAAACGUCGCUGAAAUCAAUUUAUCUUCAUUCACCUUUAUGUAACAGAUUUGAUGGUCAUCUGAACUCUAUUUUUAUUGAGUGA